Messenger RNA from Cadophora gregata, 864 nucleotides. RefSeq lists its product as uncharacterized. NCBI's taxonomy places the organism in Eukaryota, Fungi, Ascomycota, Leotiomycetes, Helotiales, Ploettnerulaceae. The transcript has a single exon. The record is from RefSeq and is a predicted model, not a curated record. Bases 1 to 864 code for a protein of 287 amino acids. Gene Ontology annotation, molecular function: epoxide hydrolase activity.
AUGUCUGCUUACACAACAAACCUCGUCAAGGCUGAUGGCCUGAAGAUAUUCUACAGAGAAGCCGGUCCAAAGGACGCGCCAGUUAUACUUCUUCUCCACGGGUUCCCAAGUUCAUCUCACCAGUUCCGAAACCUCAUCCCGCUACUCAGCCACAAGUACCGGGUGGUCGCUCCCGAUCUUCCAGGGUUUGGCUUCACAGAAGUACCAGCAGAGCGCCAAUAUAGCUACACAUUUGAGAACAUCGCCACAAGCAUCGGUGCAUUCCUUGACGUCCUUGAGAUCAAGAAGUUCUCGCCAUACGUCUUCGAUUAUGGAGGACCAACUGGAUUCCGUCUCGCGCUCCAGCGACCAGAAGCCAUCCAAGUCAUCUUCACGCAAAACGGCAAUGCCUACGAAGAAGGCCUCGGCGAGUUCUGGGCACCUGUUCAAGCGCUAUGGAUGGAGGAUACUCCAGAGCAACGAGCUGUAAUCCAAAAAGCUCUCCUCACCCUCGAAACUACCAAAUGGCAAUAUACGAACGGUUCUCAUGACCAACAAGUAGCCCCUGAAGCUCCCUACUUGGACUGGGCACUGAUGGAGCGGCCCGGCCAAACAGAGAUUCAGAUUGGUUUCUUCUACGACUACCGUACCAAUCUUCCCUUGUAUCCUCUCUUCCAAGAAUACUUUCGAAAGUCGCAAGUUCCACUCAUUGCAUUCUGGGGCAAGAAUGAUGAGAUUUUCGUCCCACCUGGAGCGGAGGCUUUCAAGAGGGAUUUGCCGAAUGCGGAGAUCCAUUUGUUGGACACGGGACAUUUCGCUGUGGAGACUAUGACUGCGGAGAUUGGGAAGUUGAUGUUGGAUUUCCUGGCUAAGAAUGGUAUCUAG